Messenger RNA from Chiloscyllium plagiosum (whitespotted bambooshark), 3837 nucleotides. Lineage: Eukaryota; Metazoa; Chordata; Chondrichthyes; Orectolobiformes; Hemiscylliidae. The record is from RefSeq and is a predicted model, not a curated record.
AUGCUCACACAACGUGUGUUUACUGUGAGCCUUUCCUGGUUUGAAUCUAUCCUUACGGCUGUGCUUCUCCCUUUCAGGUGGGCUAUGGCCAAACGGGAGAAGCUGUUGGCUUUGAACAGCACGCUGGAGUUCAAGUUGCACCGAUUGUAUUUCAUUAGCCUCCUGACCGGGGGGGUCAUCAACCAGAUUGAAGCCCUGGAGUACGCCAAGAACUUCCAACCGUUCGCCCAGCAACAUCAAGGAGACAUCCAGGUGUUGAUGGGGAGCCUGGUUUACCUGCGACAUGGCGUUGCAAACUCUCCAUACCUCCACCUGCUGGACUCCAACCAAUGGGCAGACAUCUGUGACAUAUUCACCCGGGAUGCCUGUACCCUCCUUGGUCUGUCAGUCGAAUCACCUCUCAGCGUCAGUUUUUCCGCUGGUUGCUUGGCAUUGCCUGUUCUGCUGAAUAUUAAAGCUGUGAUCGAGCAGCAGCAGUGUACAGAGAUAUGGAGCCAGAAGGAUGAGCUUCCAAUUGAGAUCGAGUUGGGGAAGAAAUGCUGGUACCACUCAGUCUUUGCCUGCCCCAUCCUUCGACAGCAAGCGACUGAAUCCAAUCCUCCCAUGAAGCUGAUCUGUGGACAUGUCAUCUCCAGAGACGCACUAAACAAACUGAUCAAUGGUGGAAAGUUAAAGUGCCCCUAUUGUCCAAUGGAACAAGCUCCUGCAGAUGCCAAACGGAUCUAUUUUUGAAGACUGGCUUUGUGCCCAGUGGAUAUUGUGCCUCUUGUUGGCGAUGGGCUGUAUUCGGGUGUGUCUGGGUUAGUACUGUCUUAUUGUGACCAGUCUCGGCAAGUAAAUGCUGUGAGUGUGAUUUUUUCCCUGGACUGCGCUGAUGUGGGCUUGGCGGGUGCUUUUUGGAUAGUUCCCCUCCAUCCCUCCCAUGUCCACACAACCCUCUUCCACUCUCUUCCCCCCCCCCACCGAUCCCUACCAGCUGUUGUAAGACCUGCACUUUGUUUGCACUAAUACGGAACCAGGAUUAGUCAUGAACUCCUAUCUAACAACGCCUCCCCACCCACCCUCAUUCCCCCUUCCUUCCUCCCUGUCCCCACACACGCACACAAAAAGUAAAGCCUGUAACCAGUGGUUUACUGACAAUUACAGAACAGGUUUGCUAUCACUUGAUGUAGCAGCCCAUGUUAUGAUCCCUGUGUUGAGGAGUCAUUCCACAAUAUACCAGAGGAACUCCAGUAUCUUCACUAGUUGUCUGUGUCUACACUGACACUGUUUACCAUUGCAGAGUUGAAUGGUGUGUAUUUUUGAUGAGUAAGAUUUAAUUGUUGCCAUUUGAGAAUGGCUGACAGAUUUCUGUUCUACUUUUCCUCGUUCUGGGAGCGAUGUAAUGCACUGUCACUCAUUGGCAUUUCAAUGAGAUUUGUAGAUUCAAAGGCUCUUUGACAGUGUUUGCCUGGAGGUAGGGAUUGAGCUCUGAGUGGGGAAUGGAACAGUGUGGUUGGUCCAAACCUCGCAUUUCCCUGAAAUGGGGCACCAAGGGGAGGGAAGAGAGCAACUGAAUAAAACCGUAUGUAUUUGAUCGGCAUAUCAGUGAGAUUCUUUACAGAUGGUCUCUGAUCAUAUACAUCAGUACUGUUAGUCCUUUAUGGACUGCGAAGUUAAGCUUCUCCCUCAACAAAUCCUGAUUUAGUCUUCGAGUCUAAAGUCAGAGAAUGAAACAUUUUUUUUAAAAGAUUGAUUUAAUUGUAAUAAUGGCAGUCAACAUGUCAGGAUGGAUGGAGUGCUACUGAUUGGACAGUAAACCCCAGAAUAUAGGUAUUGUUGCUGCUAAGUACCCUGGUCCUAGCCAGAACACGAGAUGGAGUACUACUGUGUACUUGAGCUAGGGGAAAGGAGGAAAUCAUUUAGUCGGUUUGCUCUUUAUCCACUGAUCUCUAUUAAAACGUUAUGCAUGUGUUGAACAGCACAGCGAUGAGGGUACCCUCUGUAGUUGAUAGUCUUGUAAAUCUCAUUUACCUGGCCUCACUCUGAGCAUGGUAUCAGAGAGCAGUCAAUAUCUGUGAGACAGCCCCUGGCUUCAGUGUCCGUGCUGUCAGAAGGGGCGGGAUGUUUUGCUUCAGUGGCCAAUGUUCUUGAUUCAAACUUUGCAAAUCAAAUGAGAAAAUCAACUUGAUGUUUCUGUAGCAGCCCAAUCUAUCAUUCACUCAACAUACACUGAAGCAAGAACAUGGUGAUUAUUUGGACUUGUGUCUGGGAUUGGCUGGGUUUUGAAAGAGGGGCUGAUUGUGUUGAUCCUGAGCCCAGAGCCAAUGGGAGGGGGUAGAGUUAGUCAUGUUGUGGUGGCUAGUCAAUAUUCAUCAGAACUCAACAUUUUAAACAUUGACCUUUUUUAUUUAUAAUUGCAAGUUGUACUUUAUUGUUUUUGAACAUAUUCUGUACUCCGUUGUAUUUAAUAUAACCCUGUAAUUGUGCCUCUCAGAUGGGUUUUGUUUUCUGUGACACAUCACUGUAAUUGCCUCUUGCACUAGCACCAAUUUGGUGACAGUAACAUGUCAGCCGUGAUCUCCCACUAGCUGCAGGUUGUGUGGUUGGAGGUGGACACAGAACUAAAUUCUGUCAAUUAAAACGAAACUGGCGGCCCAGUGAUGACCCUUUUGUUCUUUCUAAAGAGCCCGUCAUUGCUUAAUUAUAAACUGCUUAUAACUAAAAGUAGCCACCUUAAGCUGUGUUAAUGAAGCAAGUGUUAAGUCCCAGACAACUGGGCAAUAGGUCACUUCAUGGUUCUGUAGAAUGUGUAAAAGUAAUCUGGUUCAAUCUGGCAAAUUCCAUCAAGCUCAGGCAUUGGUUCAGCUCCAAUUCAGACCAGAUUAAAGCCUCUCCCAGCUUCAAAGUACUGAGGGUGGAACAGAAGGUACUCUGUGUCUGUCAGUCUGUGCUGCCCACACUGUAAACUGUGUGCUCUCUUGUGGCCCACUUGGUGCCUCUUGAAAGGUGCAGGGGGUUACAUUUGGAUUUCUUGUUCCUUCACUCCCAGUGCUGCACACCUGCCAAAGUCAUCAGGAAGAUGAAGAAAACAAUGGCUUGGUCAAUAGACUUCAUCCAAAGUAAUGUCCUUCCAUUUGCAAAAACAAAACUGGUUCACAUUUGUUGUUUCACGGUGAAACUGCAGAAGUAGAAAUUUGUGCUUUGGUAAAACCAAGUAGCAGAUAUUGCAAUAGGAGGUUUCACCUACACAACGUAUUCUUGUACCAUUGCAAGAAGUAAUUAGAGGCACUGAAAGUUUAUUAAAAUAUUGUAAUUUUAGGUGUCCGAGCCAAUAAUGACAGAUGCAGAAUGUCGAGCCCAAAUUUACCUGCAAUGGGUUGAAUGUAGAUGUUCUGCAAACAAAGCAUGACAUUAGAUAAAGAUGAUGCUUUUCACCAACCGCAAACAGUAGCUGUUUCUGAUGACACACUGUGCAAAAGGUGGGCGUGAUAGCUUCUAAACUGGCCUUAGAUUCUCUCUCCCCUAGGAAGGAGAGCGCAAAUGUUUCUGAAUUGUUACGGUCACAAAGAUGAUGAUUUCCCAAUCCUUUCUUGCUCUGGUUUUAGUUUGGAUAGUGUAUAAGAGUUUAGGAGCUUUGCUCUGUUCCAGAAGUUGUUGUUAAAAUUCUGAGCUUGCUUGUUAACUAUCCUCUUUCAAGGCCAGGACAUUGCGAAGGUCAUGGAACACCUGGCAAUCAGCGGUUUGGAGGGUUCAACACUGAUUUAAUUUUAGACUGUUACAUGACAUUUAAAUUAUAUUACAAAUAACUAUUAUGUUAUUUUAGAGUAAUGAUGUUUAAUAAAUAUGUUGAAAUGC